AGGGGUGCAUUUAGUGAAGUUUAUCAAUGCCAACAUCCUCAAGACAAUACAAACUAUGCUGCUAAAAUAAUCAACGCGAAAUUUGCAUCUCAACAAGAUAUACAAAAUAUCCAUCGGGAAGUAAGGAUAUGUCGAAAGUUGAAUCAUGCCAAUAUUGUUCGCUUCUACGAACUAACCCAAGGCGAUAACAGCUAUUGCAUGAUAUUUGAACUAGUUACAAAUGGUGAACUGUUCCAACAUAUUUCUAAGCGAAAAAUAUAUACCGAGAGUGAUGCUAGCAUUUACUUUAGACAAAUUCUGAAAGCCGUCAAUCAUUGCCAUCAAAAUAACAUUAUCCACCGGGAUAUUAAACCAAAGAAUUUGAUGAUUUCCUGUAGUAAUGGUGAAGAAACUGUGAAAUUAAUUGAUUUUGGGCUUGCUAUUGAAGUUCAUCCAGAAAUACAAGAAUGGCAUGGUUUUGCUGGUACGCUUAAAUAUCUAUCACCAGAGAUGAUCCAAAAUCAACCUUAUGGAAAACCAAUCGAUUUAUGGGGAUGCGGAGCUGUCCUGUAUGCCUUAUUGGUGGGUUAUCCACCUUACUGGGAUGAUGAUAUAGAAGUAUUAUUUGAGGAUAUUAUAAGGGGUUCAAUCAGUUAUCGAUAUCACGGAUGGGCUUCAAUUUCCAUUGAAGCAAAGGAACUUGUCAAAAAGCUGUUAACCGUCAAUAUGAGAACUAGGCUGACAGCAAUGCAAGCGCUACAGCAUCCAUUUAUUUCCGAUUGGCAAAAGGUUUGCUCAAAAGAUCAUCAGCAAUAUACCGUUAAUGGCUUAGCUAAUUUUGAAUCAAGAUCACGUUUACAGGUUAGCAACUUGACUAUUCUGCGUCUUAGAACAACUUUAAUACUUUAUUAG
Messenger RNA from Trichoplax adhaerens, 891 nucleotides. RefSeq lists its product as uncharacterized. The annotation marks the transcript as partial. Gene Ontology annotation, cellular component: neuron projection; cytoplasm. Lineage: Eukaryota; Metazoa; Placozoa; Uniplacotomia; Trichoplacea; Trichoplacidae. Gene Ontology annotation, molecular function: ATP binding; calmodulin binding; calcium/calmodulin-dependent protein kinase activity. Gene Ontology annotation, biological process: protein phosphorylation. The transcript is spliced from 11 exons. The record is from RefSeq and is a predicted model, not a curated record.